CAAGCAAAACGAUACGCACCCAGUAUUUGGUGGGAACGCCAUUCCUAUAUGCUUCGUUUCUCUCCCCUUCUCCGCCACCCUCCACUUCACGCCAUGGCGCGUGCAAUCACAUGCGCCACUCAACCCCAUUUCUCUUCCUCACCCAACAACGCCACCCCUCGUCACCUGCCUCUGCCUUCAAAAUCAUCUUCGCUUUUCUGUCGCACCUUUCACGCCUUCGCUCGGUGCCGAAGUGAAAGGAAGAAGCCUUCGCCGGCAUUGGUGGGCGUACGCGCCGGACAGAGGGAGUAUCGGAAGGUGAGGAGGCGAGCACCGAAGAGCAAAGAGAAGGAGUUGCAACUCUGCGUCGACAUUUGCAUCGAAGAAGAUUUGCCUGAGGAUCCUGAAAUUUUGAGCAUUGCAGAGAUGCUUCGUCUAAAUGCUCCAAUGGCAAUGAAACUUGCAUUUGAUGGUUUGAAAGGUUCAGGGUAUAAAACAAGAGACACUGCCAUAAAUGAUGUUGGUGGGUUUGAUAGUGUUGAGUUAUCAGUGCUUCUUUGCAAUGAUGAGUUUAUUCGAAAACUUAAUAAGGAAUGGAGAGAUGAAGAUCAUGCGACAGAUGUUCUCUCAAUGUCACAACAUGUUCCAGGGCUCAAGCUUCCUAUUCUUAUGUUGGGUGAUAUUGUAAUUUCUGUUGAGACAGCAGCUCGACAAGCAGAGGAAAGAGGGCACACUCUUCUUGAUGAGAUUCGUAUCCUCAUGAUUCAUGGCUUGUUACAUCUUCUGGGAUUUGAUCAUGAAAUAAGUGAAGAGGCUGAAGUAGAAAUGGAGAGAGAGGAGGAACUCCUUUUAGAAAGUCUUGGUUGGAAAGGAAAAGGGCUAAUAAAAAGCGCAUGUGAUGCUGAAACAAAUUCAAACUCUCACCAAGACAGUUCAGAUGACAGGAAGAAAGAAGGCAGUCUUAGAUUUUACAAACCAAAGUUCAGCUAUAUCUUCUGUGAUAUGGAUGGAACAUUGCUGAACAGCAAGAGUCAAAUUUCUUCUACAACUGUCAAGGCUUUGAGAGAGGCAUCAUCAAGGGGUGUGAAAAUUGUCAUAGCUACUGGAAAAGCUCGUCCAGCUGUGAUAGAUAUUUUUAAGAUGGUGGAUUUAGUGGGAAAAGAUGGCAUUGUUUCAGAAUUAUCUCCUGGGGUUUUCUUACAGGGAUUGCUUGUUUAUGGGAGACAAGGUCGGGAAAUAUUGAGAAGCAAUUUAGAUCCAAAUGUCUGUAGGGAGGCAUGUCUUUACUCUUUGGAGAGUAAUGUUCCACUUAUUGCAUUUUGUGAAGGGCGCUGCUUAACCCUUUUUGACAACCCGCUUGUUGAUUCGCUGCAUACAGUGUAUCAUGAACCAAAGGCUGAGGUCAUGCCGUCUAUUGAACAUCUAUUGGCUGCUGCUGACAUACAGAAAAUGAUUUUCUUAGAUACUGACCAGAGGGUGGCUGAUACUUUACGUCCAUACUGGUCAGAUGCAACAAAAGGUCGUGCCACAGUUGUUCAAGCUGUGCCAGAUAUGCUGGAAAUUGUACCCUUGGGAACAUCGAAGGGGAAUGGAGUAAAAGUGCUGCUGGAUCAUUUGGGGGUUACUGCUAAUGAGAUAAUGGCUAUUGGGGAUGGGGAAAAUGAUGUUGAGAUGGUUGAGCUGGCUUCUCUAGGCAUCGCACUAAGUAAUGGAGCAGAGAAGACCAAAGCUGUGGCUAACGUAAUUGGUUUAAGCAAUGAUGAAGAUGGCGUAGCAGAUGCCAUCUACCGGUUUUGGGACCACAAAACUAGUGGUGUUGGAGUAAUGUAGCCAUGCCGACGUGCCAGUUGACCUAAACCCAAAGUAUCCAAUUAUUCUUAUUUGUUUAGUUAGAGUUUUUCUAAUCUUAUUACCUUUCAAUUUGAUUGUCAAAUUUUUGUAGAAAU
Molecule: messenger RNA, 1925 nt
Organism: Abrus precatorius (Indian licorice)
Lineage: Eukaryota; Viridiplantae; Streptophyta; Magnoliopsida; Fabales; Fabaceae
Product: endoribonuclease YBEY, chloroplastic
Exons: 13
Coding region: 49-1809 (586 amino acids)
Biological process (GO): rRNA processing
Molecular function (GO): metalloendopeptidase activity
Source: RefSeq, a predicted model, not a curated record